Messenger RNA from Echinostoma caproni, 702 nucleotides. The record is from the annotation of a GenBank genome assembly. Lineage: Eukaryota; Metazoa; Platyhelminthes; Trematoda; Plagiorchiida; Echinostomatidae.
AACGGAAAAGGAUGGAAUAGCCGUUCAGUUUACUUCACUCGUCACGAGAAAUUGAUGCCAACUUUAUGGUUUACUAAAAUUCUAUUCCAUCCUCUAUUUUUGCAUGUACUUCGCCCCGGCUGGACAAAGCGCAAUGAGCAUGGUGAGAUGUGUUCAGGUUGCACCAUUUCGUUGUUGAGUGGCCCGAAGAAGAUAAUAGUUGAUCCUGGAAGUCCUUGGGAUACAAAUCUGGUACACACGUUGCUUGCGCAACACGGAUUAGAUUUCACCGAUAUUGAUUAUGUGAUUUGCACGCAUGAACACAUAGACCAUAUUGGAAGUCUGCACCGAUUCACUAAAGCCAUUCACAUAGUGGGAACGUCCGUAUACAAAGAACAGCCAAUCGCACACGAUUUCGGGAGUUAUAUUCCAUAUGAGAUCGAUUCGAAUGUUUUGAUUCACACCCCAGGCCACACUCCUCACGAUGUUUCUGUAGUGUGUCGACACAUCGCUCCCUACGGUCGUGUUGUAAUCACCGGAGAUUUGUUCGAAUGUGAAGAGGAUUUAAAGGAUCCCCUGUUGUGGCAAAACUCAAGCUGGUUAAAGCCCGUGCAAGAAUCCUUCCGGAUGAAAAUCCUCAAAAAGGCUGAUUUGAUCGUUCCUGGGCACGGUGAUUCUUUUCCGGUAUUUUUCAUCAAGUCAAUCAAAUGCAUUUAUAGCUGA